Molecule: messenger RNA, 1590 nt
Organism: Penicillium nucicola
Lineage: Eukaryota; Fungi; Ascomycota; Eurotiomycetes; Eurotiales; Aspergillaceae
Gene: nsdD
Product: GATA-type sexual development transcription factor NsdD
Exons: 3
Coding region: 1-1542 (513 amino acids)
Biological process (GO): regulation of DNA-templated transcription
Molecular function (GO): sequence-specific DNA binding; zinc ion binding
Source: RefSeq, a predicted model, not a curated record
AUGGGGUCUUUGGAAGUCGCAUCUAGGCACAGAGACCCUUUGCCUGCAAUAGGGUUCUUAGGCAAAGACGGAUCGGCCUACACUCCACACCACACGACGAGCGCCGCGGCGUCGCCAACCUCGAUGAUGAGCCCGAACGCCAUGUACGGCCAAUCGUUACCGUACGCCUACGCGUCGAACAACGCUCCGCCCCCGGGUUACAUCUCCCCUACCGAGCCUCGUCGGGUCAUUGAAGACGAAAAGGACAAACCCAGACAAUCCCUGCCCUCCAUCCACGAGGCCCUGGGCAAUGACAACCCUCUCCCAUACCCGGCGCCCACCUCAGCGCCUCCUCCCCAAUCUUCACACACCCCUUCGUCGCAUCUGGGACGAUCAACCACAGAAGGUCCAGCAGGACCGCCGAACCCGUUCAAUGGACCCCCAGGGUCGAUGAUGCGGGAACCGGGCUUCUCGCAUGCCGCCCAGUUGGAAGCCUCGCGGGCCAGUCUCAACUCCAUCAACACACAAGAUUCGCGCACGUCACUACACUCCCUCAGCACGGGCAAAUCUCCCACCCAAAGCGCCAAAACCGGCCUGACCUCGGUGUCGGGGUCACAAAAUUCUGGAUAUGAAUACAGUGCGCCGACCUCGGCCGGCAGUGUGGCUUCACCGAGUGGAUACGGCCAUUUCCCUCCCAACUACACCUUUCAAUCUCAACCAGGCCCCUCAUACCCUCCUCAUUACGAUAAUCGAUCUUACAUGGCACCGCGGGUGGAAGAAGUCAAGGGUGGAUUCGUGGGCCGACCGAUGUCUGGUCCACCCCAUAGCGACUCCGUGAAGCGGCAUCUAGAUGUCUACGAUGUGGAGACAUCUUUGAAUGAGGUAUGGAUUGGCCCCUCCCCCUUCCUCCCCCUGGCAAGACUUGAUUCUUGUGGAUACGAAUGCCCAGAAAGCAUGGCAGUUUUGUGUCGAUUAAACGGUUUUUUUGCGAUUGUCGAAAUUAAUAACGGGACUAACAUUGUGGGACAGAUCACCGAUAUGAGCACACGAACUCUUGACUUUUCACGGCACUAUGCAGCCCGCGCACACCAAACACAGCGGUCUGGGCCCAUCAUUGGCUCCCUGCCUUCGCUCAAUGAAGUGGAGGACAUGCUCCAUAUGCAACGGCGGAACCAAGAUGCCCUGAUCCGGAUCCGAACGGCCGUGGUGAACCAGGAACAGGCGCUCGCCGAGCAACAGAUGGCUCAGCGGAAGGCGUUCAAGACCGAAGAUGAGCACAUGGCCAUGUACCAAGAAGAGUUCAAGGGCACUGGUGGAUUUGCCGGUGCAGACCCAAAGAAACGGCGUGGAAAGGCGGCCCCUCCUGGUCGUUGCCACAGCUGUAACCGAGCCGAAACACCGGAAUGGCGUCGGGGUCCAGAUGGUGCCCGAACGCUGUGUAACGCCUGCGGCUUGCACUACGCCAAGCUGACUCGCAAGAUGGGCGCGAACAAGGCGGCGAGUCUGGGUUCAAAUCUCAAGCCGAAGACGGCCCUGGACUCCGCCUCGCCAACCAGUCAUUAAGCUUCCUUUUCAUGUGGCGUUGAAAAAGGUGGGAAAUAGAAGGCACAG